UCUUAGCUGGCCCAGUAUCACAGAAAACGUACUGUUCCAGUUGUAAACAACACGACGGGAGGGUGAGAGCGAUCCUUACAAUGUUGUUCUCUCGAAGUGUCGGUGGCUGUGUUUUGCUAUCGUUUCUUCUUCUCGCGUUCAUUUAUGGAGUUAUGUCCGAUUCCAGUCUGAGGAACCGAGCACUAGAGUUGAUGAAAAAAUAUCCUCUGAUUGAUGGACAUAAUGAUCUUGCUUUGCGUCUGAGGAUCCUUCACAACAAUCAACUCAGCAAAGUUAACCUCCACACCAUUAAAGAUGUGGCGACAGAUAUUAAUCGACUCAUUGCCGGUCAUGUGGGAGGAGAGAUGUUUGCGGCCUACGUGAUGUGCACCGCUCAGGGGAAAGAUGCGGUGAGACUGACACUAGAACAGAUCGACUUGCUCAGACGCAUGUGCACAGAGAGUCCGGAGAUGGAGCUAAUCACUACGGCCGAAGGUUUGAACAACACUAAGCGAAUUGGAUGCCUGCUCAGUGUGGAGGGAGGUCAUUCCAUUGACAGCAGUCUGCCCACUCUCCGAAUGCUUUACCAGCUGGGAGUCCGCUCCAUGGCCCUCACACACUCCUGCAACACACCCUGGGCAGAGUCUUCCUCUAAAUAUUAUCUUGACUACAGGAGAGAGAACAACAGCCUCACAGAAUUUGGAAAGGCUGUUGUAAGUGAAAUGAACAGACUGGGGAUGAUCAUUGACCUGUCCCACAGUUCAUGGGCAACAGCAAAAGCUACCAUGGAUCAUUCUAGAGCUCCAGUCAUCUUCAGCCACUCCUCUGCUUAUAAAAUCUGCAACCAUACCCGCAAUGUGCCCGAUGAUCUGCUCCUUCAGUUGAAAAAGAAUAAAGGACUCAUUAUGGUGAAUUUUCACGAUAAAUUCAUAGUUUGUCACGGUCAAGCAAGCGUGUCCACUGUCGCUGAUCAUUUUGAUCACUUCCGGCAUGUGGUUGGAGCCGAGAUGAUCGGGAUCGGAGGAGAUUUUGAUGGGGCUGUCGGGUUUCCGCAGGGUCUGGAGGAUGUUUCCCAUUAUCCAGCUUUGAUCCAGGAGCUCCUGAGGAGAGGGUGGACUGAGGAGGAGCUGGCAGCAGUCUUAAGACUCAAUUUCAUCCGUGUGUUUAAGGAGGUGGAGAAGGUACGAGAUAGUCUGAGGGACACGCCUCCUAGCGAAGUGGAAAUACCAUUUGCUGAAGCAAACAACUCCUGUCGAUUGAUUCUGAGACCUCCGGGCAUUGCGACAGUGGGUGGGGUCCAUGCUAGAAACUGUCAGCGUGGCCUUGUGACUGUGAAUGCCCUUAUCUGGACCAUUCUUCUAGUUUGCGGCUCUCUCAGCUGAUCCACUCAUCCAAAGAAAGGCAUUAUACACGGCCUAUUCUAAGUCCGGCUCUACCGGCACCACCAUGGAUCACACACCAGUCUGGGUACAAAUCUGUGGUAUCCAUGACGUUGCUAAAGCC
This is a messenger RNA of Chanos chanos (milkfish), 1482 nucleotides long. RefSeq names its product dipeptidase 2 (gene dpep2). The record is from RefSeq and is a predicted model, not a curated record. NCBI's taxonomy places the organism in Eukaryota, Metazoa, Chordata, Actinopteri, Gonorynchiformes, Chanidae. Gene Ontology annotation, biological process: proteolysis. The transcript is spliced from 11 exons. The coding region runs from base 81 to 1361 and encodes 426 amino acids. Gene Ontology annotation, molecular function: metallodipeptidase activity.